AUGUCUUCUUUAUCACCAAAUCAACCACUUUAUGCAGAUCCAAUUAUUGUUUUAUCACCUCCAACUAUUAAUUCUUCGGUCAAUGCGGUUGGAAAUCAGCAUUUGCCUAAAACUCGACUGCAUUAUAUUUGGGAACGUUUUAUAAAAUUCCUUAAUUAUAUACUUCCAUCAUUUAUUAUCUUUGUUUUACUGGUAUUUACUAUAUACCAAAUUGCUCUUGCUGGUUACAAUUGUCGACUGCCAGAUACAAAUAUUGGUUGGAUACGUGCUGCCUUAUUUAUGAAUAUUCCAUUCGUUUUGGGUGUAUUAUGCUACAUCGUCGUCUUAUUGGUGCAAAAAAAAUCUCCAACUUAUAGUCAUAUCCAAUUGAUGGCUUAUAACUAUUUCUAUAUCCUUAUAUAUCAUGCAUAUAUUGAUCGUUUUUUCUUCAACUCCGGCUAUCAAAUGAAUGAUGUACGCAAAGCAUUAAAUAAUGCAACACUCUUAGCUUCGCCAGAACAAAUUGUUCGACUAAAAUUUGGUAAAACUGCUUUUAAUUUAUUUGAUCGAUUUAUAUCGAGUAUUUCAAAUGGACAACGAUUAAAUUGUCUUUGUUCACUUUGGAUUGAUGAUACAAUCGUAAUCGAUGAAUUAUUGAUAUCCAGACUAGCGUCUAUAAUAAAUUAUGAAAAUCUUAUAUCAAUUCGUUUUGAUCAAAUUCGUUUUAAUAAUCAUUUACUGUUAACAAAAUACUCAUUUAAAUCACUUACACAUCUUGUUACAUCUUCGAGUGGAGAAUUUCGUACUUUAUUGCAAGUGAUACCAAUUCAGUUGACAUUUCUACAUAUGUAUUUUGAUUCCAUUAAUGAUAUAGAUGAAUUUAUUCGUCCGAAUAUGCAUAAACUAAGAUCUCUUGGUAUUGGCAUUCGAUGCGAUUCUUUUUAUAUUAAUCAAUUUAUAUUGCCUUUCAAAAAUUAUCAAUGGACGCAAUUAAUACAAUUCAAUCUCAAUAUCAACGGUGAUGUUAAUCUUCGAUUUCAUAUGUUACAAGAAAUAUUAUCUCCAAUGUAUCAUUUAAAAUAUAUAACAUUAAUAUUGAACAAAGCAUUGAGAGUGAAUGAUAAUAUAUUGAAUGGAAUUCAAUGGAGAUCGUUUUUAUCGAAGGCACUCAUUUUUUUAAAAACAUUUAAUUUCAAGUUUUCUAUUCAACCUACAUCUGAACAAGAAAUAUAUAUGAUUUUGGAUAGAUUUAAGUCACAAUGGUGGUUGAAAGACAAACAAUGGUUUGUGGAAUAUGAUGCCCAUCAAAAUGCUCUUAUUACUGUACCUUAUUUUGCUUCAAAAACUUUUGAUAAUAGUCAAUCAUAUUCAUUUGAUUUGAUGCAAAAUCCUAAAAUAUUCUAUUCGAAUAUCAAUACCUUAAGUAUCGACCUAGAGAAAGAUGAUGAUUUCAAACAAAUAUUAAUGUCUCAACCUAUAAAUCAACCACGUUUUAAUCAUGUAACAAAACUGUCAUUAAAUGGAUACUUAACGACAGAUAUUUGUGAUGCAAUUCGAAAUGAUGUGAAUCUUAGCAUGAUUCAAUAUUUUCAAUUUUCGUCAAAUGUUGGUACUAAUGAAGCUUUUAUUGAAUUGCUUGAAAGUAUAACAAAUCUUUCUUCUAUUCAUUUACAAUAUUUACAUAGCCUUGAUCUAUUUAAUCUAAUUUUAUUUCCAUAUCAUUCUCUUCGACAUCUUGUUAUAUUUGAUUAUGAACCAACAACAACAAAAAAACUUUACUCUCGUAUAUGUAAACUUUUUCCACGAUUAACUCAUUUAACAACAGAUUAUCAUUCACGACGAAAUUUACGGUAUUUGUUAAAGAAACUUAUUCAUCUUGAAGAGAUUACUUUACGUUUAUCUCAAGAUCAACAUGCUCCAAGUCAAUCUUGGAUCACACAAUAUACUCGAUGGCGAAGAGACUCCUUUGAAUUAAGAGUAUUCAAAUCUGCUAAUGGAGAAAGACGGCUAGUGUUGUGGAUCAAUACCAAUAAGAAUAUGGAAGAGCGACGGCAUUCUUUUAAAAAAAUGUUUCAUACAAUAACUGAUAUCAAAUUACAUUCUGUAUACAAUUAA
Messenger RNA from Rotaria sp. Silwood1, 2094 nucleotides. The record is from the annotation of a GenBank genome assembly. Lineage: Eukaryota; Metazoa; Rotifera; Eurotatoria; Philodinida; Philodinidae.